CACACAGACACACACCAAAACACUCACAUGCAGAAAGACGUAUACGCAUGCACAAGUGAAACUAGAUAAACACGCGUGCGCGAAGCUGAUAUAUUCUCAUACACACUAACAUUUUGGUUUAUGCACAGAUAGAUAGCAAACAAAGGAACACACACACUGUAACACUCAAACCCUCUCUCUAUCUCUCUCUCUCUCUCUCUCACUCUUCUUAACUCGUUCUCUCUCUCCUUUGUAAAUCUCUCUGUUUCUCUCCUAAACACACAAACACGCACACACAUACAUACACGCAUCUAUAUAUUUAUAUAGCGACACUUCAUCCACGUACAUAGCAUGCGAUAAGGUUUUAGUUAGGCGAAGCACCUUGCGCAAAACCGAAUUUGUUUUCACAGUUGGCGGCAAAAUUUUCUCCCGUUCUGUAAACGAGUUGCAUUACAACUGGUUCUUUUUUCAUUUACCUAAAUAAUUUUACUGAAUCAACAACUUUACCUUUCUUCACAUACACAUACAAUAGUUCCUUUUGCGUAAUUGAGAAAACAAAUUUGUUUUACUUCUCACGGAAGGAGAAUAAUAAGUGACAGUGGAGAAAACGUCAACAAUUUGAUAAUAAUAUAUUGAUAAAACUAGUCAUACUUCAAAGCCGACCAAUAGGAAAAGAGCCUGUCAGUUUUAUCAGAAUUUUUUUUUUACCUUCAAUAGACGAAAGUAAGGCAUUUGAUAUCAGCCGUGUUCGCUUUUGAUUUAUAUAAUAACCACUCACUAACAAAACUUAAACAAACACCACUGCGAACACUUUACUUACGAAGAGUUCAUUUACCUCGGUUAACGCGGAAACCACAUCGGUUAAAUCACAUUCGGCACCUAAAAGUACCAGAGGUCUUACGGAAAUGGCCAAUCAACUCAAGGUAAAACAACUUGACGAAAUCAAAGAAGCUUUUCAAAUGUUCGAUAUUGACCAUGAUGGUCAAAUCACGAGUAACGAACUGAAAGCAGUAAUGAAAUCAUUGGGUCAGGCACCUUCCGAACAGGAAUUGGAAGAAAUGAUCAGAGAAGUUGACACAGACGGAAAUGGCACAAUCGAAUAUCCCGAAUUUGUGGAGAUGAUGGCGAGACAGAUGGGUCCACCAGACGCAGAGAGGGAAAUGAAAGAAGCUUUCCGUGUGUUCGAUAAAGAUGGCAAUGGACUUAUAACAGCUGCCGAACUGCGUCAAGUCAUGGUUAAUUUCUCGGAUGAAAAGCUGACCGAAGGAGAACUAGAAGAUAUGAUAAAAGAGGCAGAUUUGGAUGGCGAUGGGAUGGUCAGUUAUGAAGAAUUCGUGAAGAUGAUGAGGAACCAACAACAAAAGUAAAAUAUUUGUGCUGAAUCUCUUGCCCCGCUUCUGCAGUACGAAAAUAUAAAAAAACAAUGUCAACGGGAGACUGCACCCACAGCUAUCUGUUCGUCACUGUUUGUUCGAAGGGAAUGAAAAAAGGCCUCUCGUCUGCCUUCACCUCACCAACCCCUACUGCACCAAAUAUUCUGACUAAAUUUACUAAAAAAUAAAAUAAUCGUUUGUUCCAUAUUCUACUACCAUAUCGUUCUUCGGUUUCUUAAUUAUCCUUUACAAUCAUUCCAAACUUCGUCUUACUAUAACACAUAUCUAUCUACCUAUCUACUUACCUACUUAUCUACCUACAUAGCUACAUAUCUACUUCAAUACAGCUACUACUACUAUUACUACUACUACUACUACUACUACUACUACUACUACUACUACUACUACUACUACUACUACUCUAUAGAUAUUUCACGGUAAUAUUUCAAAAUGAUCUUUUUGUUUCACUUUCACCAUUGUCAUUGUUGUUAUAAACGGUAAAGAAGAGAAUAAAUAAAUAAAUAAAUAAAAGAAAAAUAUAAAUACAGUUAAACCCAUUUUUGGUAAAAUUCUUGAUAUUAUAACCAAUGUUAUAACCCUUACCAGCAAUAAAAUAUUGUAAAUAUUUUACCAAACGUU
Messenger RNA from Octopus bimaculoides (California two-spot octopus), 1991 nucleotides. RefSeq names its product calmodulin-alpha. Gene Ontology annotation, cellular component: myosin II complex. Gene Ontology annotation, molecular function: calcium ion binding. The record is from RefSeq and is a predicted model, not a curated record. Lineage: Eukaryota; Metazoa; Mollusca; Cephalopoda; Octopoda; Octopodidae.